Messenger RNA from Pediculus humanus corporis (human body louse), 1359 nucleotides. RefSeq names its product ubiquitin-protein ligase BRE1A, putative. Bases 1 to 1359 code for a protein of 452 amino acids. Gene Ontology annotation, biological process: mRNA splicing, via spliceosome. Lineage: Eukaryota; Metazoa; Arthropoda; Insecta; Psocodea; Pediculidae. The transcript is spliced from 7 exons. Gene Ontology annotation, cellular component: U2-type spliceosomal complex. The record is from RefSeq and is a predicted model, not a curated record.
AUGGACGAUACAGAGAAAAGAAAGGUUGCUGAGCUUUUAAAAGAAAUGAGGAGUACAAAUAAUGAUGGUAAUGAAAGUGCCACCACAGAAUCACGACUUAACUGGAUGUACAAAGGGCCACUGGAUACCAUCAACAGAGAAGAGUAUUUAUUAGGCAAAUCUAUAGACAAAUCAUUUGAAGUUUUAAAUUUUGGCGGUGACAUAGAAAAUUCAGGCACUAAUAUUCCUAAGCGAUUACUUCAAAAAACUGAAAAUACUGAACAAGUUGACAUUGCAAAAAAAAUUUUAGAAGAUCCUUUGUAUGCUAUCAGGCAAAAAGAAUUAGAAGCCAGAAAACAACUUUUAAAUAAUCCAGUGAAAUUAAAACAAAUAAAGCAAAUGCUCUUAAAAAAACAUCAAGAUAGUAAGUCUCAUAAGAAUCACAAAAAAUCAUCUAACAAAGUUAAAAAGUUAAAUUUAAAAAUUGCCAAAAUGUUAAAAAAAUUUUCUGAUGAUGAAAAACAAAAAGCAUUGAAAGUUAUUUUAAAGCCAAGAUCAUUAAGCUCUUCUAGUGAUUCUUUAACAGGAGAAAAAAGUAAAAAUAAUUCACUAAAGAAAAAAAAAAAAAAGAAAAAAUAUUCAUUGAAUGAUUCCGAUUCCUCUACUCAAAGCUCAAUAAGCAGUGACUCAGCCUCUAGCAGCAGCAGCAGCAGCAGCAGUAGUAAUGAGGAAUAUUUUGAAAAUUGUAAAAAUAGAAAAUAUGAAAAAAAGUAUAAAAAAAGAAAAAGUGAAAAAACGCGGAAAAGAAAAUAUGAAAGCACUUCUUCUGAUUCUGAUAGUUCGAAAAACAUGAAAGAUGAUAAAAAAGACUGUAAUGAAACAAGGAAUAAAAACAAAAUUGACAAAAAUGAAGUGGCAAGAAAAGGAAGAUCUGAUGACUAUAAAUCGGAUUCAUCGAAUAAUAAGAAUACGGAAAAGAAUAAAAUUGAUAAUUAUGGAUUAAUGAUGCCGGAUGGUUCUAGUCCGAUUUCAAAAAAAAAAUAUUCAACUCCUCCUAGAUAUGAAAAACCAGUAGAAAACAAAGUAAAGCCAGAUUUUCACAAAGAAUCAAAACCAUUAUCUGAAAAAGAAAAAAAAAGAAAAUUGAAAGAAAUGAUGGAAGAUGCGAAAAUAAGAAAAAAAGAAAGAGAGAAAAGUAUGGCUCAUCAUAGAAAAAUCGAAGCAGAGGAGGAAAAACUUGAAAAUUAUGAUGAUGACUUUAUGAGGAGACAAAUUUCUCAGCUUACAUCUCGAAAUACAAUGGCUGACCGUAUUAAAGCUAACAAAAACAAUAUUCAAAGGUCUAACAAUUCUAUGAACAGCAGUUUCAUGAAAAGAUGA